Molecule: messenger RNA, 973 nt
Organism: Linum tenue
Lineage: Eukaryota; Viridiplantae; Streptophyta; Magnoliopsida; Malpighiales; Linaceae
Source: the annotation of a GenBank genome assembly
AAAGGCAAGAUGCUAUGAGAAAAAAGAACAGAAAAAUGCAGAAUAUUCAAUUGGAAUAUGGCACAUUAGCACUAGCAAUCAACAUGGAAUGAGCGCCCACUAAAAGAUGGAAAGAAGCAAAGGGAAAAUCUUAUCCAGAAGGCCAUCCAAUGAACAUGCAGCAUCUCUCACUUCUCAGUCAAACCCAAAAAAAAAAAAAAAAAAGCUCAUAAAACCACACGACAUGUGUGCAUUUUGAGCAACAUAAGUGGGUUAAGUGUUGAGUAGUUUGCACUGCAGAGAGGGAUAUGCGCCAUUGACGGUGAUGAUGGUUCGUUCUCUAAUGGCGGCAGCGGCACCAAAUUCGUCGGCCACUACCAGUAGUAUUAGCAACAGCGGCGCCAAUCACAAUGCUGCUGCAGAUAGUACUUCACCGCUGCCCUCGCAACUGGUAGUACCUCAGCCGUCCCGUCAUAGCUCGAUCACCCGCAGGUCUGUGGGCUUGAGUUUGAUGGGUGGGCUAGUGGGCCUGAAGUUUGUUUCGCCGGAGGGCGCCAAUGCAGCGGCGAGAAGGCCUCCCCCGUCGCCGCCGGCAGAGAAGAAGGACCCAAACAUCAGCGGCGUUCAAGCGAAAAUUUUGGCUAGCAAGAAGAGAAAGGAAGCCAUGAAGGAUAUGGUGUCAAGGUUGAGAGAGCAAGGAAAAGCCUUAGAAUAGAAGAGGCCAUCGUAACAUGAUUUAUGUACAACUCUCCCUCGUUUGUUAUCGGACUAUUGAUGAUCAUUAAUCACCUAGUUUCAUAUAUAUAAAAGACACUCUUUGAGUAUUCAUGGUACCAAUCCAUUGCUUAUAGGGCUUGUUUUUCAUUAACAAAUAGUUCAAAGCAUGAAAAAGAGUCUUGCCUACAUAGGUGGUGUAUUUGUAUACGGGUGUUCAGACGGUGUGGUUAUCAUGGAAACCGUUUUAAACGGUAGUAUUUGGCAAAUUUGGAUAAUG